Molecule: messenger RNA, 1174 nt
Organism: Tupaia belangeri chinensis (Chinese tree shrew)
Lineage: Eukaryota; Metazoa; Chordata; Mammalia; Scandentia; Tupaiidae
Gene: COX7A2L
Product: cytochrome c oxidase subunit 7A2 like
Exons: 3
Coding region: 84-428 (114 amino acids)
Biological process (GO): mitochondrial respirasome assembly; mitochondrial electron transport, cytochrome c to oxygen; regulation of oxidative phosphorylation
Cellular component (GO): respiratory chain complex IV
Source: RefSeq, a predicted model, not a curated record
GUGAGACGACGGCCUGGGAGGUGGGGUCCUUCUCUGGGGCGGUCGCUUAGGUAGUGGCUGUGGGAAGCCGGGCUCCAGGCAUCAUGUACUACAAGUUUAGUGGGUUCACGCAGAAGUUGGCGGGAGCAUGGGCUUCGGACGCCUAUAGUCCGCAGGGAUUAAAGCCUGUGGCUUCCGCAGAAGCACCGCCUAUCAUAUUUGCCACACCAACUAAACUGACGUCUAAUUCCACUGUAUAUGAUUAUAAUGGGAAAAACAAAGUUCCAGAGCUACAGAAGAUUUUCCAGAAAUCUGAUGGUGUGCCCAUCCACUUGAAACGAGGCCUGCCUGACCAAAUGCUUUACCGGACCACCAUGGCACUGACUGUAGGAGGGACCAUCUACUGUCUGAUCGCACUCUACAUGGCUUCACAGCCCAGAAAUAAAUGAGCUAGGCUGCAGAGGACUGGUUUGCUUGUUGGCAUAGACCCUUUGGAUUUUUUAUUUUUCAUUGUUUCUUCUAUUAUUAUUAUUCUUAAAUUUGAUGACCUGCUUAAUGUUUUUGCAAGAAAGAUAGGAAGAUAAGAAGACAUUAUUUUCAUUUGUUUAUGAAAUGCAUAUGGCGUGUCAGAGCUCAUUGGACAGUUAGAACUAUUGUUUGAACAAAACAUGCUGUGCUCUGUUUGGGCUUCUGAUUUCCCUAGAGGUUCUAGAUGAAGGUUGCAUACAGGCUCAUUAAUGUCAGGCUGUGCCGAGGACCUUGGGGAUUUGGGGUUGUGUUUUUGAGCCUGGGGUGCAGAAGGCUUUCUGGAUUUGGAUGUGACUGGGGAGAAAAGACAGAAGCCAAGGCCAGAUGCAUGAAAUGAGGGUUCGAGUUAGUAGUCAGCUUGGGGAUUCUUCCAUCUUGCAGUUAAAUGUUAAUAGAAAUUAUUUUCAUCCUGCCUCUGUUCAAUAUCGGGCAGUUUGUUUCAAAGGGUUAUUUGCCUCAUUGCAGCUCUUUAGUGAGAUUUUCUGUGUACCUCAUGUGCAUUUAUUCCACCCUGGGAACAGAGAACACCUGUUUAGUGUUGCGCUCUAGACCGGUGUUUGUCGUGUUAAUGUAGCUGUGCCAUGAAUUCUCCUUUAUGUUUUAAAAAUGUUAUGGCUUUAAAUUAUGAUUUGUUUUGACUGUGGAAUAAAUACAUGAAUGAAAAGUU